AUGUUUGAGCAAGCAUACAUCGAUAAAACUGCCCCGCCGUUCAGAAAAAAAGCAAACAACGCACGCCCCCACGUCCUCUCGCCCCGCCCGCACGACCUCGACCUCUCCCUGCUCCUCCUCCCCCGCCGUUCGCCCUCUCCCGUUCCUCGCCGCUCCUCCCGAGCCUCCCGCCGCUCCUCCAUUCCUCCUGAGCCGCCCGCCACGCCCUUCGCCGCAGGAUCCCCUUCGUCGCGGGAACCGCCGUCGAGCCCGUCCGUCGCGCCCGAGCCGCCGCCGGAGCCGCCCUUCGCCGCGGCUCGCAGGUCGCCGAGCCGCCGCCCCGGAGCCGCCCUUCGCCGUGGUCCGCAGGUCACCGAGCCGCCGCCCCCGCCCUUCGACGCAGCCCGCAGGUUCCCCAGCCGCCAACGCACGCCCCCACGUCCUCCCGCCGCCCCGGAGCCGCAACGCGACGGGCCCAACCCGGAGAUCCACAACACUGGCGGGCUGAGCCGGCGGGGCUUCCCGGCGGGGUUCGUGUUCGGGACGGCCGCGUCGGCGUACCAGGUGGAGGGCAUGGCGAGGCAGGGCGGGCGCGGGCCCAGCAUCUGGGACGCCUUCGCAGCCAUACCGGGGACGAUCGCCGGCAAUGGCACCGCCGACGUGACGGUCGACGAGUACCAUAGGUACAAGGAGGAUGUGAGCAUAAUGAAGGAAAUGGGCUUCGACGCGUACCGGUUCUCGAUCUCCUGGUCGAAUAUUUACCCAGAUGGGACUGGGAAGGUGAACCAGGAAGGAGUGGACUACUACAGCAGGCUCAUAGAUUACAUGCUCCAGCAAGAUGAGCACUUGUUCACCUUUGUUGUAGCGCAGAGACUUGUUCCAGAUAUUUAAAUGUCUUUUUACGUAUCCUUUGUUUGUUCUCAAUUUGGAUGCUUUCAUGCAGAUCAAGUUAUUAUUGAGGACAAAAUGAAGGGGUGCAUUGCAAUCUAGAUUUGACUAAAUGUGUGGCAGAUCUGUUGACAAACACAUUUACAUUUAAGUAUGUGUAGUAUGCUUCAUGUAAUUAACCACAACAUUUGUUUCGUCAAUUAUUUCCUUUUCAUUCA
Triticum aestivum (bread wheat) is the source of this 1085-nucleotide messenger RNA. RefSeq names its product klotho. Gene Ontology annotation, biological process: carbohydrate metabolic process. Gene Ontology annotation, molecular function: beta-glucosidase activity. NCBI's taxonomy places the organism in Eukaryota, Viridiplantae, Streptophyta, Magnoliopsida, Poales, Poaceae. The record is from RefSeq and is a predicted model, not a curated record. The coding region runs from base 1 to 870 and encodes 289 amino acids. The transcript has 5 exons.